Entamoeba nuttalli P19 is the source of this 2625-nucleotide messenger RNA. RefSeq lists its product as hypothetical. The coding region runs from base 1 to 2625 and encodes 874 amino acids. Lineage: Eukaryota; Evosea; Mastigamoebida; Endamoebidae. The record is from RefSeq and is a predicted model, not a curated record. The transcript has a single exon.
AUGCCUUCAGUUCAAGACUUUAUUAAAGCUAUUCAUCUCUUAUCUCUUUCUCAUGAAGAGUCAGAAAUUUAUGACAACCAAGUUAUUAUUAAACAUAUUAUUAUAGACCCUAAAUGUAUAUCAAGAUAUUUUCAAUACCCAAGGACUAUAACAAUUGAUAGAUUUGAAAUUCCAGAAAUGAAAAUUAAUGUGCCUAAACAAGUUGAUGAAAAAUGUCCAUUUGAAAUUGAAAUUAAAGAGAUUAAUUAUUUUUUAUCAUUAAAGACACAUGAAGAAUAUGAAAUAUCAAAUGAAAAGAUUGAAUAUUUACUUCCAUAUCUUCAAUUUAGAAUUAAUCAAAUAAAUUGUAAAAUUACAAUUGGAAAUGCUAUAUUAAAAAUGAAAAUGAAUGAUAUUAAUACCGAAACAAACAAUGAUAUAUUAAAUAUUUUCUUUAAUAAAUUUAGUAUUAUUAUAGAAAAUGAUAAUAUUUCAGAAGAAUUUAUUAAGGAUAUUAAAAUUCAAUUAAAUAUGUCAUUUAAAAGAGAUCAAAAUGGACAUGUUAUUUGUGUUGAUCAAAAAUGGAUAGCAGAAGAAAUUUGUAUAAUUUGUACAGGAGAAACGUAUAAAAAUAUAGCAAAUUGUAUUAGAAAAAUAAUAACAUCAAUAUUUAGUUCUCAAACAAUUGAACAUCACAAUCAAAGUAGUUCAAUUUGUUUAGAUAUAAAUAAAUUAAAUAUUAUAUUAAAAGAUUUAUUAGAUGGAGAUAUUCAUAUUAAUAUUGGUAAAAUUAUAUUUGAAAUGGAUAAAAUUAAAUAUAAUGAAGAGCUUUGUAUGUAUUUUGGAAAAACAAUAUUUAGUGUUGGAGAGUUUGAAGUUCAAUAUAUUUUAAAAGAAGAAAUUAAUAAAAUUGUUUGGACAAUUAAAGAAGGAAAUGCAAUUCAAUUAAAUGUAACAAAAGGAAUUGCUAAAGAAGGUAUUGAAGCUAAAGGAAUAAUUGGAAUUGAUGUUGAUUUAAAAUGUAAUGGACUUGGAAUAACAAUGGACUUUAAAUUAUUAUCAAAAAUGAUUGAUUUAUUAAAAAUUACAAUGCAAAAGAAUUUAACAAAAAUUAAUGUUAAUACAAAUCAAUUAGAAAUAUUAAAAGAAAAAACAGAAAAGAAAAAAGAACUUUUUAGUUCAAAAUAUGAAAGAUUACUUCAAUAUUUCCAAUUAAAAUCAAUUAUUGAUUUAUUAGGAAAAGUAUAUUUUUCAUUUGAAUUAAACAAUUCAUUAUUUACAGUAAAAUUUCAAAGUAAUUCAAUAUUUACUAUUACAUUAGGAAAUCUUAAAUUAAAUAAUAAACCAAUUAAACAUAAUUUAACUACACUUGAAAUUUGUAAUGAAAAAUUAAAAAAAGAAUAUAAGGCAACAGAAGUUAAAGAACCUGUUUCAUUAGAUAUUUCUAUUUUAAUUAAAAAUGUUGAAGCAUUUGGAAUGGUUAAUGACAAAAAAGAUAGAGUAUUUUAUGGAGAUGUAUUUGAAGUACAAUUUAAUUUAAUAUUUGAUAAAGAAAAUAAUAAAGGAAUACCUUCAAUUAUUUAUUGUUAUGGUAAAUCAGAUGACCUUGAAAUUACAUUAUCACAUCAAAUGUUUUUAGAUAUUUAUAAUUAUAUUAAAGAUUUUAUUAAUGGAUUUCAAGAAACUGAAAAAGAUAGACUUAAAGAUAUUAGUAAACAAAUUGGAACUACUGUUACUGAAAAUGCAAAUAAAAUUACUGAUAAGUCUAUUGAAUUUGUUAAUAAAGAACUUAAAAAUAUUCAAUUUCCAACAAUUGCUGUAUUAUUAUCAUUUGGUAAAGGAAAAGUUGUUGUUCCUAUUAGUUCAAUUGUUUAUAGAAAUAAAGAACAUGACUGCUCUAAAUUAACUGAAAUUGUAAGAUCAGAAUUAGAUAUUAUGUUUGUUAGUAAUGAAAGUGGAAGAACUUUUGGAAUAAUUAUUGAUGAAAUUGGAACAGGAAGUGUUGAAAAUAUAUUAGAACCAUUAGAGUCUAUUUCAAAAAAGAAAAUGGAAAAAGGAUUUUUAUUUCAACAAUUACCUCAAACAACUCCAUCAUUAAUUUUAACUUUAAAUCAUAUAAGUUCUAAAAUUAAAACUACUAAAAAUAUUUCAAUGGAUAUUAAAUUAUAUGGAGUUCAAGUUAAAUUAAAAAAAUUGGGGGUAUUUGGAAAAGAUACUUUUAAACAAGUUAGUGAAGGAAAGCCUAAAGAUGAAAAUUUAAAUAAUGAAGAUAAAAAAGAAGACACUGAAUUAAAACCUGAAAAUGAUGAAGAAUUAAAUGUUAAAUUAAAAGUUAUUGAUUUCUUUAAAGAAAAAUAUCAUGGAUUUGAAUUUAGUGUUCAAAUGAGUGAAUGUGAUGUUAUUGCUGAAGAUGAAUUACAUACUAUAAAUAUUACUACUUCAAAUAAAUAUGUUCAAAGUGGAGAAGAUAUUUGUGUUGAUUUAAAUAGAAAAAUUGAAUUGGAAAAAGCACAACAAGAUGGUCUUGAAAUGGAAGUUGCUCAAUUGAAAGUACGUCUUGCUAAUUUAAAACAACAACAAGAUAUCGAAGAAUCUCAUAUCAAUACUCAGCCAAAGAAAUCUCGUUUGGCUUUUUGGAAGAAAUAA